Oncorhynchus gorbuscha (pink salmon) is the source of this 2199-nucleotide messenger RNA. RefSeq names its product transmembrane protein 45B-like. Lineage: Eukaryota; Metazoa; Chordata; Actinopteri; Salmoniformes; Salmonidae. The coding region runs from base 148 to 981 and encodes 277 amino acids. The record is from RefSeq and is a predicted model, not a curated record. The transcript has 6 exons.
CUACAGGUAGAUGAGCAGGUGUGUGUGUGGACACAGGUACUAGGGCCACUGUUAGUUCAAUAUUCAUCUCAACUAACAGGAUUCACUGAUUUGAGAGGGAGAGGUCGGCCAACUGCGCCGUGACAACAAACACGGGUUGACUGGAGGAUGGCCAACUUCAAGGGACAUGCCCUUCCUGGCAGCUGCUUUCUGCUGUUAGGCCUGUGUUGGUCAGUGAUGUACCCUCUCCGACACUGCUGGAGGAGGCAUCAGCCUAAAGCAAGACAAAAACUGCCCCUGUUCUUUAACAGAAUAGACUUAAUCGAGGGGGCACUCAUGGUUUUCUUUGCCUUUGUGGGCAUCAUGGCAGAGCAGUUUGUGCCUGAUGGGCCCCAUGCCCACCUGUACAACAGAGAGACCCAGUCCUGGGUGAAGCUGAUGAACUGGCAGCACAGCACUAUGUACCUCUUCUUCAGUAUCGCUGGAGUUGUUAAAGUCCUCACUAUGUCAUCGCUUCCAGUCCCACUUGGUCUUGACCGCCUUGCUCUCUCCCUGGCUUUUUUUAUUGAAGGGCUCCUGUUUUACUUCCAUGUGCACAUGCGCCCUCCUCUGGAUACCCACAUCCACUCCAUGCUGUUUGUGCCGGUGUUUGGUGGGGCGGCCAUCACCCUGUUGGAGGUGUUCAUGCGAGAUAACAUCGUACUGGAACUGCUCAGGACCAGCAUGACCAUCCUGCAAGGCUCCUGGUUCUUUCAGAUUGGAUUCGUGCUGUACCCAUUAAAUGGAAUACAGUGGGAUCUGCAGGCACACGAUAACACCAUGUUCAUCACCAUGUGCUUCUGCUGGCAUCUGGCUCUGGCCCUGCUAAUCGUUGGCAUCAACUACUGGAUGGGCUGGUGCUGUGUACAACGAUGUUCAGGAAGAGGAAGUGACAUAGAGAUCAUGAUGAGAAAGACAUCUAGCUCCAAAAAGGCUCUGCUAGAGGAGUCAGACGAAGAGUAGACAGACGCAUCAUCAAAUCAAAUCAAAUGUAUUUAUAUAGCCCUUCGUACAUCAGCUGAGAUCUCAAAGUGCUGUACAGAAAACCAGCCUAAAUCCCCAAACAGCAAGCAAUGCAGGUGUAGAAGCACGGAAGUGUGUCCAGUAGUAGAUCACUGUUACGGGAUUCUCCACAAUUGUUUGUCUGAAAUUUGAUUAACUGGUUUUAACUGGUUUCAAAUCAAAUCAAAGUUGUAUUAGUCACAUGCGCCAAAUACAACAGUAGACCUUACAGUGAAAUGCUUACUUACGAACCCCAAGAAUGCAGCUUAAAGGGGGAAAAAAAGAAAAUACAAAUAAGAUGUAAAAAAAGAGAAUCAAUAAAACAAUAGCGAGACUUUAUACAGGGGCGUACCAGUACAGAGUCAGUGGGGGGGCACCGGUUAGUCGAGGUUUGUAACCCUGCUACUGCGUAUUUUGAGUGUCAUUUUAUCAAUGAAAUAACGACAUGCCUUGUCGAGUUAAGAUUCAAGCCAAAUUCAUUUGAAAUAAAAUGCUUUACUGAGCCCGGACAAAUGUAAUGUAAUUCAAAGUAUAAAAGCUAAUAACUGAUUUUCAAAACUGAGCAGGUUGCAAUGAGACCAAGGAAAAUAGGUGAGAUGUAAAAGUAUUCCCUGGAGGUGAGAGUAUUUCAACAUUUCUUGUGACACAUUAACACCUGUUGUGUAUUCAUUAGGUUGUGCAAUGGAAAACCAAACAGAACGAAACAGGGAUAGGACCUACCUGAAUUUGUCCAAUAAAGAAAUAUUAUUUCUGUUGCCAUACGUACUCAGUUUGGAGAAAAUGGUUUCUGUUGAGAAACCAAAUAUUUUGAAAAUGGAAUCUGACUAAUGAAUACACCCGACAUCGACAAUGUUACCUGCUGGGGCUUCCUCUCCUUUUAAGCCAGUUGAAACAUUUGCAUACUCGUCCUGCCUAUGGCUAUACAGAACGGAGACCUACAGUCCUGUAGGUUUUCGCACCAGUCCAAGUUGUAACUAGCCUAAUUCAGUUGGUCAACCAGCUAAAUAUUAAAAUCAGGUGCGCUAAGUUAGGGUUGGAGAAUUUAACAGGCCAAUAGCUCUACAGGAACAAGGUUGGAGAGCCCUGCUAUAGAGCAACAUGCUUCUUUCCCUCCGGAAAACAGAAUGCCUAAUGAUUGUCAGAGAUAAUAUAUUUCCAAUAAAUAUUUUUUUUCAUUCA